GAAGUCGUUGCGCGGCUUGCGUUUGAUAAUUUUGCUGUUGGUGGGCAGGUCCUCCUUUGUAGUUUGACCAAAGCAGAUGUUUAACUGUGGUCUUCCUCGGAAAGUUUUGGGACAUACACAUGGUGAUAGAGAAAGCUGGGCCUGCUUUGUCCCAAUCAGACGGUGAGGGGUGUCAGUGAGUCAUGGUCUCUUUAGGGCAUGGAUGUUCCCCCCAAGAGGACCAGGACGUCCUCGUCGGCCAGAGCAAAGACAAGCGGAGGCAGUCCAAGUGGCGGGAGUAUGGCAGCAUAUCGGACCCUGCUGGGGACACCUGUCCUACGUGUCAAGGAAUAGGACGCAUCCCAAGAGGUCAAGAAACCCAGCUGGUCGCAGUGAUCCCCUGCAGUGACCAAAGACUGAAACCGAGACACACAAAGCUGUACGUGACCAUAUCGGUGGCGGUGUGCCUCUUGACCUGCGCGUUGAUCCUAUUCUUCCUCUUCCCUCGAAGCAUGACUUUAUCUCCAGUCAUCAACAAAUCUGUGAUGGUGUUCUUCACUCCCAGUACAGUAGAAAUGAAAGUCACUAAUGUCCUAAACAUCACCAAUGAAAACUUUGUGAGUGUUCAGGCUCAUGACAUGGAUCUGCAGGCUUUGAUAUGGGACACUGUUGUGGGCAAGAUAAAAAUCUCCAACGUGACCACAGUGCGUCCACGCUCUCAAAAAUCAAUCACUGUCGAGGUUCCAAUAUCCAUAGAGGACGUUGGCCUAAAUGGUUACUGCAAGUCCAGCUCUUAUCGAAUCCACACCUUAUUCCUUCACUUGCAGAUGAGUAUGAAAGUGUUCUAUCUGGGUCACUCCGAACAGCUUUCCAUUGACACAUUUCAGUACAUUGACUGUGGAACCAACAGCACGGUCCCUCACCUGACUUGAGAGGCUGACCAGUAGGGUUUGUGGCGAAAAGAUUGCUAAUGGCUGGUUUAUCCAUUGGCUAUAUUAAAAAAAAACCAGAACACUGUGAAGAAGGAAUUCACCCUUCUGAUAUUACAACAGCAUUACUGCUGUGGGUGUUGCCAGUUGUAUUUCACAGCUUUCUUCCACUUUAUUAUACUGUUGACAGCUGUGAGAUACAGAGAUUUCUGUUAUGCAUCAAAGAUAAAACAAUAUUGUUCAUUAAUACAAUGUUAAGGGCCGUUCAAACCAGGAACGAUAAAUAUAAAGAUAACUAUAACGAUAAAAGCAUCCACACUGACCAAUGAUGAGUAAAGUCGUUGAUGAAUGUGAUGGAUUCUGAUUGGCUGAAAGCUUUUUAUCAUUCUCAAAAUAGCUCUGAAAGUGAUCCUCAACAAUAUCGUUAUUCAUGUCGUUAUUGUUAUAGUUUAUGGGUGGAUGUCGUCAUUCAUUUUAGCUAAGAUGAUAACGCUAAAAAAGUAUCAUUUCAGUUUUCGUUCUUGGUGUGAACGGCCCUUUAGACAGUUGACUCCAAACAAUCCUACCAAAUAGAAUGUUGAAACAAAAUUUUACAAGAGGGAAAAAAGAAAAAAAGGGCUGUGGUCACUGGCAUAGAAUACUAGUUAUAUACAGUUCACUUUCUCUCAAUUCUACGAAUGAGACAGAAGAGAAGGUUUUGAUUUUAUUUGUCUUAAUUGUUGCCUGCUGAUGCCAUUUGAUGGACAAGUUGGAGGGCUUGAAAGGAUGGAAUGUUGCUCUCAGAGUAGAGUGAAAGUUGAACUACUCGGAUGUCACCACUGCUGGGCAUACUGUAUGGACUGGAAGACACAAAACCGUCACUGAGUACUUGGUCAUGGAGGAAGAGUUUCGGUGUCAGUAUGUUUUUGUAAGGUAUUUGUUGCCUAUUGUGUUUGCGCACUUUAUCUGAAUGUCCAGUGUUUUUCUGAAUAAAUAUCUUUCGAUUGUGAUUAA
Messenger RNA from Alosa alosa (allis shad), 1901 nucleotides. It is a transcript of the gene tmem106a, whose product is annotated as transmembrane protein 106A. The record is from RefSeq and is a predicted model, not a curated record. The coding region runs from base 183 to 911 and encodes 242 amino acids. The transcript is spliced from 8 exons. Lineage: Eukaryota; Metazoa; Chordata; Actinopteri; Clupeiformes; Clupeidae.